Molecule: messenger RNA, 1229 nt
Organism: Anneissia japonica
Lineage: Eukaryota; Metazoa; Echinodermata; Crinoidea; Comatulida; Comatulidae
Product: uracil-DNA glycosylase-like
Exons: 8
Coding region: 39-977 (312 amino acids)
Biological process (GO): base-excision repair; base-excision repair, AP site formation via deaminated base removal
Cellular component (GO): nucleus; mitochondrion
Molecular function (GO): uracil DNA N-glycosylase activity
Source: RefSeq, a predicted model, not a curated record
AUAUACACACACGUUUUGAUAUUAUUGAGAAGUCACGAAUGAGAAAUACUAUUUAUUUCUUUAAAAGUUUAUCAAGUAUUUGUUCGUCAAACAUGAUAGGGCAGAAGAAGAUAUCAGCUUUCUUUUCUCCUUCCAUUCGUGGAUCUAAAAGACCAUUAUCAAGCUUAGAAAAUGAAAACAAUCAGAACAGCCCUCCAAAGGUUCCAUCAUCAGAGACAUCAACCUUGACAGCAGAACAAAUAAGUGCCAUAGAGAAGAAAAAGAAGGAAGCCAUCGCCAAACGUCAAAAGAGAAUGUCAGGUGACUCGGAGUUCAUGGGAGAAACCUGGGAGAAGGCGCUCGCAUCAGAAUUCACCAAGCCAUACUUCCUCAAUUUGAAAAAGUUUGUUGAACAAGAAAGAAAAAGCCAAAAAAUCUUCCCACCAGCAGAUCAAGUGUAUUCCUGGACUCAAAUGUGCGAUAUAAGAGAAGUAAAAGUUGUGAUCCUUGGGCAGGACCCAUACCACAAUGAUGGCCAAGCCCAUGGUUUAUGUUUUAGUGUUCCUCAUGGAAUUGCUCCUCCACCAAGCCUAAUUAACAUGUACAAAGAGCUGCAAAACGAUAUAGAAGGAUUUGAACGGCCGGCGCAUGGCAACUUGACUGGAUGGGCAAAACAAGGUGUGCUUUUACUUAAUGCCGUUCUCACUGUCCGUGCCCACACGCCCAAUUCCCAUAAGGAUAAAGGGUGGGAGACGUUUACAGAUGCGGUUAUUAGUUGGAUCAACAACAACUUAGACGACGUGGUGUUCAUGCUCUGGGGCGCCUAUGCCCAGAAGAAGGGCAAGGUGAUAAAUAAGAAACGACACAAGGUGUUGACAAGUGUGCAUCCAUCACCUUUAUCUGCUCAUCGAGGGUUCUUCGGGUGUAAACACUUCUCCCAGGCUAACAAACACCUUGAGAAAGUAAACCGGACCCCUAUUGACUGGAAGCAAUUGUAAGAUUAUGUAUAGCACCACCUACUGUUUACAAACAACAGUUAAUCACUAUGCAAAACAAAACCACCUCAACGCUACUGUAUAUGUCAGUUUAUCAGAUUUUGUCUUUUGAUUUGAGAAAAAACAAACCCACCAAAAUAUUCAAAACAAAUGCUGUCUGUCUGGUUGUUUAUAGCUAAGUAUAUUUUAGUCAUGUAAAAAGUGUAAAAAAAGAACUUUUGAAAAUGCAGUUUGGAAUAAAAAAUAUCUAAAUUA